This is a messenger RNA of Polychytrium aggregatum, 1966 nucleotides long. RefSeq lists its product as uncharacterized. NCBI's taxonomy places the organism in Eukaryota, Fungi, Chytridiomycota, Chytridiomycetes, Polychytriales. The transcript has a single exon. The coding region runs from base 70 to 1605 and encodes 511 amino acids. Gene Ontology annotation, molecular function: protein binding. The record is from RefSeq and is a predicted model, not a curated record.
CGCCGCUUUGUCUCCAUCCGCCACCUCCGCAUCGCCUUGAUCUCACAUCCUCAUCUCCCAUCAAUCACCAUGGCCGGCUGCUCCAGUCAUUGCUCCAACCAUCGCCCCUGUUCUCCCGACAUGGCUCGACUGGCCAUCGACGACCACAGCCCAGACAUCUUCGCCAUCGUCUGCUGCAACGAGAGUUUCCAGCUUGCCCUCGACCAUGAUACCCUCAAGACCCUGCUCCAGGUGUGUCGGCGAGCACAGUUCCUCCUGAGCUCCAAGGUGCCCCGCUUCCGCAGCUGGUGCCAGAAGGCAGAAUUGUGCCAUCCAGACGGCCAGCUGCGGAUCGGCCUCACACCCAGCGAUCAGAUCGGCAUCUCGCUGCACUGCAAGGACCAGGAUGCUGCCGAUCAAUCUUGGCUUGUUGCUCAGGCAGACCAGGGAAACACUGCAGCUUCGUACUUCCUGGCUCGGAUCCUCCAUGACGACCUCGGCGAGCCUAAGAACGAGUCAGAUUGGGAAGUGCUAUUGGCCAGGCGCCAGCGGGUAUUCAACUAUUUUCACAACGCAGCCAAUGCUGGCCAUAUAAUGGCGCAAUUUCACCUGGCAGGCUACUAUCGCAACGGCUUUGGAGUGUGCCGAGACCACACCAAGGCCAUUAAUAUGUAUAUCAAGCUUGCUAACCACGGAGUUGCAUCGGCUCAAUUUGUCCUUGGCCGGUGCUAUGAGAAUGGCACCGGUGUCAGGCAGGGCUAUGACGCAGCCAUCGAGUGGUACACGAAAGCCGCUGAUCAGGGUAGUGAAGACGGUCGACUCCGAAUCGUGUUUCUGCGAGCCUGGUUCUCGUUCAUCGGCCGGGGUGUCGAACAGAGCGAUGUCGAUGCCCUCACUCGCUGGCAGGAGGUCCGCACAAAGUCCUCCGAUCCAACCAUCAAGCCGAUUGCCACAUACAUGGUUGGAUGGAUGCACUACCUCGGCCGCGGUACGCAGCGAAAUGAACGAAAAGGGAUCAAGAUCAUCUGCGACAACCAGUCCGACGAUUUUUUCCUUGCAGAUGAUUGUUUGACUGAGCGGCGAUUGGCACGCUCUGACUCUCCAGCAUCCUGCAAGUUCUUCAAUUUAUGCAAGCUUGGAUCGAAGCGAGAUUGGCUUUGCAAGCAUCUCAUGGCCAUAUGUCUCAUCCAUGGAUUUGGAACUUUGAUCGAUCGCAAGCAAGCAGUGGUCAUGCUGGAGCAACUCGCCAACGAGGGGCACGAUGAUAGCCAAUACUGGCUGGGAGAUUGCUACUACUGUGAGCUAUCUUCACCAAAGAACACGCCAAAGGCAUUUCGGUGGUUCGUUCAAUCUGCAAACCAAGGCAACUCAUACGGACAGUAUUUAGUCGGUCGCCGCUACUAUGAUGGACGCGGGGUCGAAAAGGAUCAUGUCAAAGCUGCCGGAUGGUUUCGUUUGUCGGCUGAACGGGGCAAUCGGAACGCUCAAAGAUGGCUCGGCACCUGCUAUCAGAAUGGGGAGGGUGUCGAUCUGGACAUCGACUCUGCGCUGUUCUGGUAUCGCAGGUCAGCCGAGCAAGGCAAUAGGGGUGCCAUCACCACCCUCAAAUCUCUUGGUAAAUGGUGAUGACGUUCUGGUCGGUCCGGAGUACCGCGCACGAAAUGAGAGGUCCAAGCAUUGCAUUCCUUCUUGUGUAUUUUAUUUUUAGUUUUAUUUUUUCUGUUUCUCUCUCUCUCUCUCUCUCUCCCGCGCUCUUUCUUCCGAUUGCGGGGAUGUCGGGUCAUCAGAUUUUGUUUGUUUUUCCUUUCACUGAACUGGAGCCAUAGUCGCUGCAAGGCAUCAAAACAGACUGCCUGCCGGUACAUCAACAAAAGAAGACACGGCGAUGGUGCAGGCUAGAUUAAGAGGAAGGCAAGGGCGGUGCAUAUGCGUCGGUGGCGUAUGGAGGGGUGGCGCCUCGAGGAUGGCGGGGCGAAGAGGAGAGCAA